AGGUAUAAAUUGAAGGAGCUAUAUAAAUGCUGUGUCGAAAUAAGUUUUGAAAUUGAUAUGCAUGGUAUAACUUUUUUGCACCACAUAAUGUUUGAAUAUUUUAACUUUGCUUUUUUGUUAUAAAAAAGGCCUCAGAAUCCCAAAUGCAUGUCAGCUAGGAAUACUUUUAAAUUAAUGAUGAUGGACAGUGUUACCAAAGAAAGUACUAAAAUAUCAUGAGAUUUGUUUGAGAAUGGUGUUUUAGAUACAGGAAUAGGAUAGAUAUUGGACAUAAGGGGAAAAGUAUUGGAAAUAUGAUUGAAACCUGUUUAAUUUUGACAUCUUUGUUUUUAAACUUAACCAUAUUUUUCAUCAUCAAAAAUCCAGCUGAAUAUCAAAGAUAUUUGCAAGUAAUUAUAUUGAGGAAUUCCAAUUAAAAAAAAUAACUUUUUAGGGACAUUUUUACCUUAAUUUCCUGUACAGCAUGGGGAGCUCUUUGUGGCAUGUGACUUUUUGUCAUAUCAUUUCCUUGAACUUUAUUCAUUUGAAUUAAGAAAGAAUUUUUACGCAGUGCAAAAUGUAACCAAAUUUACUUCAUUGACUUGGGUUUCACUGCAGUUAAUGGACUUUUGUCAAAAAUGAAUCAGUUGAAGAGUAACAUUACAGCUGUCAGAUCCACAAGUUGGCAUUGAAAGGAAGGCACUUUGCACAACAGGUGCCUGCUCCAGAUUGAAGAAUAUAGUUCACUGUUUCUGCAAAAGGGCUUCUACAAAAUCCAAUCCUGCUAAAAUAUUGGUUGUCAAGUAAAAAAAAGAAGUGGUGAUGGUGAUUUUCUAAGGAUAUCUGAUAAUAUCAGGUGGAUCAAGGCUGCGCAAAGUCAACAGGAUGGAGUUUUCCAGGUCAACAGGUUCAUUAGAGCUUGUGUUUAUUGAGGGAUGGAAGCUGUGGCAAUUAUGGCUGAGAAUGGUGAAUCUGAAGUAAGGAAAAGGAAAAAGAAAAAGAGGCAUCGUCCCCCUGGAACUGUGCAGCCAAUUAAUAGUAACAAGGGCAAGCCAAGUGAGUCCUUAGAGAUGCUGGGUAAUCAUGAUAGCAACUCACAUAUGUACCACACAAAAGAGGUCUCCCCUGAGCUGGAAGUAAAUGUCACAGGCACUCAAGUCAGUGUGGCGGCCGAGGGUGGCAUGAAUGAUGAGGAACAGUCUAUUUCACCAGUGUGGUUACCACAACAGCCGCAGGAGAGUGAUACUGUCAAUGUGGCAGCUGUAGAAAAUGCCCACAUAAGUAGAAAUGUGCAAGAUGAAUAUAACACAAAACUUCCUUUGAGAACAAGGGAGACACAACCAUCAAUAAUGAGUUCUAAAUUAGAUCAGGAUGACUACCAGGAUUUGAACGUUCAGAUGUUAGAUCAGGAGCUAAAAGCUGCUUUGAAUAGCCCAGAGAGUGAUGAAACGACAUGUACUCUUCCUAAUAGCAACAAUGGGAACCUAAUUAAGUCUGACGAAGAAGAGGGAAUGAUAAAAAGUGAAGAUUCGCAAGUCAUCAGCAAUCAGGAUAAUGUUCUGCAGGUGGGAAGGCAGGAGUUGGCAAAAGCAGGUAUGGAAAAGGAAAAUCUGAUUGAAAAAACAGAUCAAAGGGUGAAAGAAAUAAGUGGAGGAAGACCCACAGCAAGGUGGAAGAAACUCCAGAAUACUUUGAAGGCAACCAAUGAGGUGCAACGUCCUGCGGGCAGAGAAUUUAAGAGAAAAUCUUCAGGUAUGAAUCGACAGGACUCAUUUCUUCAGCGUUUUUCUACUCGCCAGCGAGAAACGGAUGAAAAUGAGGAUGAGGAAGAAGGACAGAGUAAAACACAAAAUAAAAAGAACAAAAGAAAGUGGACUUUUGUGGUGAAUCCUGAUGGUGAUACAAUGUUUUACUGGCUUGGGGUUCAGGCCCUAUGUGCUCUGUAUAACUUAUGGACAUUGAUAGCCAGAGAGGCUUUCCCAGACAUACAAACAGGCAGUCCUUUGGCAUGGUUUAUUUUAGAUGGUUUCAUGGAUUUCAUGUACCUAACAGAUAUUGCCUUCCAGUUUAGGACUGGUUACCUGGAGCAAGGACUGAUAGUGUAUGACUCCAAGCAACUUGCGUUACAUUAUGUCAAAUCACAUUACUUUAAAAUAGAUAUACUUGCCCUGACACCUCUGGAUCUUCUACAGCUGACUACAGGUAUACAUCCAAUGUGGAGAUUUCCUAGAUUUUUCAAGGUAUACAGAGUGUAUCAAUUCUAUUACAUGGCAGAAUCCCGGACAAUUUAUCCUAACUUCUGGAGGGUGAUGAACCUAAUCCAUAUCCUGCUGCUGGGGUCUCACUGGUUUGCCGCUUUCUAUUUCCUCAUCAGUAAAUCAGAAAAUUUCCCCGCUAAUGACUGGUCCUACCCACCCCUCCAGGGAGAGUAUGCAUCGGUCACUCGAAUGUACCUCAAGUCCUUGUACUGGUCAACACUCACACUGACCACUAUCGGGGACCUGCCGCCACCCAAGAAUAACUGGGAGUAUGUGUUCACCAUUCUCAGCUACCUUAUUGGUGUGUUUGUGUUUGCCACAAUUGUGGGACAAGUUGGCAAUGUCAUAGCAAACAGGAAUGCAAGUCGCCUGGAAUUUGAAAGACUUCUGGAUGGAGCCAAGGCAUACAUGCGCAAUCACAAUGUUCCUCGUGACAUGCAGACACGUGUACAGAGAUGGUAUGACUAUGCAUGGUCCAGGGGCCGUAUCAGUGGUGGUGGGGAUAUCAACUCACUGGGUUUACUACCUGACAAACUGAAAACAGAGUUGGCACUUCAUGUCAAUCUAGAGACUCUUCGGAAGGUGACAAUCUUUCAAGAGUGUGAACCAGAGUUCCUCCAUGACCUGGUGCUCAAAAUGAAGGCGUAUAUCUUCACCCCGGGGGACCUCAUCUGCAGGAAAGGCGAGGUGGCUAGAGAAAUGUUCAUUAUAGCUGACGGAGUGCUAGAAGUGCUCAGUGAAAGUGGAGAAGUGGUUACACAGAUGGUAUCUGGGGAUUUCUUUGGAGAGAUUGGUAUUCUAAACCUGGAUGGUGGGGUCAACAGGCGUACAGCAGACGUGAGGUCAGUGGGAUACUCGGAGUUAUUUGUACUGUCCAGGGAAGAUGUGUUGUCUGCACUACAGGAUCAUCCUGAGGCUGAGGCAUUCAUGCAAGAAUAUGGCAGAAAGAGGCUAAAAGAAAUAGAAGAAAGGCGCAGGAAAAAAAUGCUACAGAAUCAGGUUCACGUAGCGGCUUCUUUGUGCCAACUUACCAAACCAACCUGGCAGGUAGCAUCAAAGAAGGCCAAAAAGAAUGUAAAGUUUAAAGACAAACUGACUAGCAGUGAUGGUGAAAAUGAGGAAGACUUGGUCAGCCCUUGUAGAGUACUCAGAGCCUCCUCAAGGAGGCGCCGUUUUGUAAAAGGAAAAGAAUAUUCUCAGAUAAACAACUUGGAUGCUGACGACCAAGCCAAACCCCUGGUGCCUUGUGAUAUACAAAUCAAAGUAGAAAUGUGCGGAAGUGAUGCUAGCAGUAAGGAGGACAGUGAUGGAAGUGAGACAUCUCCUGAUCAGAAUGUUUUACCACCUCCUGCGGUGAACUCUGUCAGUGUGGACAACUCCUCUUCACAGGCUCCAGUAGUACAUUUGACAGUAAAGGGGACGGAGGAGAACAUGGAAGAUCUUCCUGAUGUAGGCAGCGAUGAGGUGUUUGAACCUCCAGAAAUUAAGUAUGUGCCUACACCCAUCCUGUUACGCAAGAAAAAGAUGACUCACCAUAAGCUUCGAAAGACUCUUAGUGAGGAAAUUGAUGCAAUUGCCAGCAAGUGUGAAAAGAAACGGGACUGUAGCCACUACAGUGAUAUUGGAAUGCCACUGAUACCUGCAAGCCCCAGUCAGAAGGGCAGCAUGGCUAGCCUGAGGUCUCACUCCUGUGACUGUGUUCUCAGCUACAGAGACAACACCCCUGGCGGAUCGGGUGGUGUGGACCUGCAGAAUCUCAAAUCUUUUGAUAAGUCGAAUCUUAACCAACCACAGCCAUCUGGCCCUGAGUCAACAGGACUGUCAACAACCCCAGCACCUUUGAGCUCUGAGGCAAUACCAAAGGUGGUGGUUCAGGGGAAUGAAAUUGGCUCGCAGGACCCGUCUUCUUUAUUGACAGGAUUGAAGAGUGUCUUAAUGCAAAAUAUGGAUGCUGUAAUGAACCAGUUUCAGGACAAGGUCAAUAUGUUGGAAGAUGACAACAGAAAGAAAGCAGAAGUUAUCAAAGAGUUGGAAUCAAAAGUUAAAAGUUUACAGAGAGCACUUCUGUGGAAAUCAUCAAAGGAAACGGGAAUGACAGUGCCUUCUGUGGAUAUCUAAGAUGGUGGAUCUCCAUUUGCCAGAUAGAAGAUAUGAAAUGAUAAUUAGUGAUUAGAAGUAUUUCCUGAAAGAUAGCAGAUGAUGGAGAUGACAAAAAAUAUUUACAACCUGUAAUCACCAUUAGAAAUAUGAAUUCACUUCUUAUUUGUGUCAUUUUAAUGAAAUUAUGACCUAAAGAUGAGUUGGAGGGUGUUUUUUCUCCAAAAAAAUAAAUUAUACUCAGCAGUUUGACCAUUUAACAUGAUUAAAUUGAAUUUUUUUUUCAAAAUAUUACCUUCUGUAGACACCCCAAACUUGUUAAAGAAAAGUAUUGAUUUCAUUUACAGGGUAAUCAUUUUUAGGCAAUAGGAAUUUUGGGAGUUUUUUUAAUACAGGUCCAUGAAACUGAUGGUGUGGUGUGUUUAGAACCAACCAAAAUGUCAAAAUGGAUGCACUUUUUAAGUUUUAUUUAUUAAUGGGUGAGCUCAAGGCAAGUUUACUAUUACAGUAAAACUUUUGUUUUGUUUUGUUAAGGAUAGUGUGAUCCUGCCAAUUAAGCUCAACUUUUUUUUUUCAAAAACUGCAGGACAGUUUAUUUUCAAGACAACUGUGAUCUCUAGAGAUCUGACACACUUCAACAUUCCUUAUUUGUUAUUUAUGUUAAAAAUAUUAUUCACUUCAAGGUAAAACAUAUUCUAGACAGCUUGCUUAAAAGUCCAUAAAUAUUUCACACUAUCUCUAGUGUCAACGUUUCUAGGUUAAAUG
This is a messenger RNA of Lingula anatina, 5099 nucleotides long. RefSeq lists its product as uncharacterized. Gene Ontology annotation, biological process: transmembrane transport; monoatomic ion transport. Gene Ontology annotation, cellular component: membrane. NCBI's taxonomy places the organism in Eukaryota, Metazoa, Brachiopoda, Lingulata, Lingulida, Lingulidae. Gene Ontology annotation, molecular function: protein-containing complex binding; intracellularly cyclic nucleotide-activated monoatomic cation channel activity. The record is from RefSeq and is a predicted model, not a curated record.